Rosa rugosa (rugosa rose) is the source of this 1376-nucleotide messenger RNA. RefSeq names its product cysteine synthase-like. Gene Ontology annotation, molecular function: cysteine synthase activity. The transcript has 11 exons. Gene Ontology annotation, cellular component: cytoplasm. Bases 107 to 1078 code for a protein of 323 amino acids. Lineage: Eukaryota; Viridiplantae; Streptophyta; Magnoliopsida; Rosales; Rosaceae. The record is from RefSeq and is a predicted model, not a curated record.
UAUCUGUUAUCAUUUCUGUUUAACAACCAGUAGUUUUCAGUUACAGAGACAAGGUUAGUCUUGUACUCGUUCUUGGUUGAUUAUCAAAUAAUUGGCUUGCGGCUUGAUGGAGGACUCAUGCGCAAUCAAGAACAAUGUCACUGAAUUAAUCGGAAAUACCCCAAUGGUAUAUCUCAACAACGUUGUGGACGGUUGUGUAGCCAAAAUUGCUGCCAAGCUAGAGAUAAUGGAACCUUGCUCUAGCGUAAAAGACAGGAUCGCAUAUAGCAUGAUCAAGGAUGCAGAGGAUAAGGGUCUAAUUACGCCAGGGAAGACUGUUCUUAUUGAGCCUACAAGUGGCAACACUGGCAUUGGAUUGGCAUUCAUUGCCGCAACCAAGGGCUACAAGCUUAAGCUAAGCAUGCCAUCUAUAGUGAGUCUUGAAAGAAGAAUUGUGCUCCGAGCUUUUGGAGCUGAGGUCUUCAUCACAGAUCCUGCUAAGGGAUUUAAGGGAGUUCUUGCUAAGGCAGAUGAGCUGCUAUGCAACACACCUAAUAGCUUUAUGCUUCAACAGUUUGAAAACCCUGCCAAUCCAGAGGUUCAUUAUGAAACCACUGGCCCAGAGAUAUGGAGAGACUCGGGAGGGAAAGUUGAUGUCUUGGUUUCAGGGAUAGGGACUGGGGGUACUGUAACCGGUGCAGGGGGUUUCCUCAAAGAGCAAAAUCCAGAUAUCAAGGUGUAUGGUGUAGAACCAGCUGAAAGUGCAAUAUUGAAUGGUGGCAAACCUGGGAUGCAUCUGAUCCAAGGAAUUGGUGCUGGUUUCAUACCUCAAGUUCUGGAUGUUAGCUUGCUGGAUGAAGUUAUUCAAGUAUCCAGUGAGGAAGCAAUUGAAACUGCUAAGCUGCUUGCACUAAAAGAAGGUCUUUUGGUGGGAAUUUCAUCUGGUGCUGCUGCAGCAGCAGCAAUAAAGUUGGCAAAGAAGCAAGAAAAUGCUGGAAAACUGAUAGUUGUUGUGUUCGCCAGUUCUGGAGAGCGCUACCUGUCUUCGCCACUCUUCGAUACCAUUAGGCAUGAGGCAGAAAAUAUGAAGUUUGAAUGAUAGUGUUGCUGUGGUUCAUAAAAUGCUUUACUUAUGUUAGGUUCCUUUGGCAAUUGGAAUAAAUAAGGAAAUUGUACGAGUCUGCAAGGAAAUAUGACCCUAUAUAGUGGUACUUAUGCCUUGCCUUCAUAGAACAUUAGCAUUCUAUAUCAGAACUGUAAAGAUUCUAUAACUUAAGGCCUGAUAUGUAAUCAGAGACCAGUUUUUAAAUAUGUACUUCUAUUAAUGAAAAGACCAUGCAUUUUGCUGGUUAAGAAUUGAAAGACCAGAUAAUUAUUAGAUGAACACUUGUUUCUUA